Molecule: messenger RNA, 2813 nt
Organism: Eublepharis macularius
Lineage: Eukaryota; Metazoa; Chordata; Lepidosauria; Squamata; Eublepharidae
Product: zinc finger protein 135-like
Exons: 4
Coding region: 51-2051 (666 amino acids)
Biological process (GO): regulation of transcription by RNA polymerase II
Cellular component (GO): nucleus
Molecular function (GO): DNA-binding transcription factor activity, RNA polymerase II-specific; RNA polymerase II transcription regulatory region sequence-specific DNA binding
Source: RefSeq, a predicted model, not a curated record
GGCGGAGGGGAAGCCGGACGAGGCGGAGCGAAGUCCGGCCUGGAAGCGCCAUGGCCGGGGCCGGCGCGCCCGAGAUGCAGGUGGCAUUUGAGGACGUUAUUGUUUAUUUCUCCAAGGCGGAGUGGGAGAUGCUGGAGAAGUGGCAGAAGGAACUGUACUGGGAUGUCGUGAAGGACAACUACGAGUCUUUGAUUGUCGUGGGGAAUCCAAUUACGAGGUCUGACUUUAUAGCAUGGUUUGAACAGCAGAGCUGCAUAAAAAGCCAGGAAUCCAGAGCCGUGGAUCCCUCUUCAACAGAUGAAAGAUUUAGACAGGUAACCUCUAAACGACAUGCCGAGAUGCUGGAACCUCCCAAGAUGGUGGGCGGCAGAUCCGAGGAAGAGGGAGCUCAAUAUGGUGAUCUGGGGGCACCACCGCCUGAGCAAGUGCCAGUAAUGCAGCAGGGUAGCCUGAGGCGAGACCAGCACCGUCCACCCCUGGAAAAGGCUGUGCCUGCGAAAGCCAGCUCCACCUAUUCCCAGGAGGCACCAAAGCCGUACCAGUGUAGAGAAUGUGGCAAGAGGUUCCGGAUGAAAGGGCUGCUUCGUAUACAUCAGAGGGUCAGUUUGCGGAAGUUGUCCCUUCCUUGCCCCAAGUGUAGCAUUUGCUUUCCUGGCAUCCGGUAUCUAAGGAGCCAUCAGAGGAUCCACAGUCGUACACGUGUGGACAGCGGGGGUGCCGACGGCUUGGGUACGUGCCGCGGGAGCCAGUCGGAGGAGAGGUGGUACUUCUGUGCAGGCUGUGGGGAGAGCUUCCACAGGUACCUUGGCUUUUUGCAGCACCAGAAAACCCAUGGCGAGGUGAGGCGCUGGCUGUGCAUCCAGUGUGGUGUCACUUUUCCAUACCAGAGUGACCUUGAGAUGCAUGAAGAACGCCACUUGGAUGAAGCGCUGUAUAGCUGUGCUCCGUGUGGGGAAAACUGCGUCUGCGAACCUUCGCUCCUGCUCCAUUUUGCACCUCACCUUGGAAAGAGGGUGGAGAGCAGCGGGGCGGGUUUGCAGGAGGACAAGAGCCAGCACUGGGAAGCGAAGGGCAUGCAGGAGAAGCCCUAUUCGUGCCUUCAGUGUGGGCAGCGGUUUAGAUUAGAAACGAACCUGAAGGUGCACUACAGAUACUGCCUUAAGGCGAGGCUGCAGAAAUACAGAUAUAGCGGGACCCCAGCAGAGCACCAAAAGGCUUCUGACACAAAGGCACAUAACACAUCGGUCCCGAGGGCCAGUGGGAACAGCUCCUGCCCCCCUUCGCAAGCAUCUUGUGCUCCGUGGGCUUGCUCAGAUUGCGGGAAGCGUUUCACCUCUAGGCAAAGCCUCUGCAAACAUCAGCGGAGGCACAGAGCGGAGGAGCACUGGAGUGCUGCAGGGCUCAACAAAAGCGUCCACCCGACGAGCGUCUUUGGGGGCAGCGUGGCGGUUGGCGUGACAAAGAAGCUGCACAAGUGCCUGGAAUGUGGGAAGAGGUUUGUGUACAAGUGGCAGCUGGUCAUGCAUGUGAAAACUCAUGCAAAAGACAACUGCUACCCGUGUCCUUUUUGCAGAGAAAGUUUCGGCUGCAGAGGCAGCAUUUGGAAGCACCUUCGGAUGCAUCUGAAAGAAAGGUCACGUAGCGGUCAGCGCCGCAAGGACUUUGGCGUGCCGGCCCUUGCCAUGAAACGGAGGAAGCAAGGAGAGAAGAAACUCCACGUAUGUGCCGAAUGUGGCCAAAGCUUCACCCAGUCCUACUUUUCGGCCCACAAGGCGUGGCAUGCGGGGGUGAGGUACAGGUGCCUUUGGUGCGGGAAACUGUCUAGCUUCAAGAGUACGGGUUACCGUCACCUCCAGCACCACAGGGACAAGGGUGAUUUUCUCACCUGUCCCAAAUGUGGGAAUGGAGAUGCCUCCAAGAAGUGUUUCUGCCUGUUAGAAAGAAUUUAUAUUGAGCAGAAGCCACGGCCACCUCCUGGCAGUCAAGAAGAGAUGAGUCGGCCCACCAAGGACUCGUGUGGAAAACGCAUCUCUCCCGACAGCUACAAAUAGCACAUCCUCUUGGGAACAAAGCAGGGCAAGUGAGCGGAGAGCGAAAAGGACCGUUGCGGGCAGCAGAAGCCCAAACCCUGUUGCAAAAGUUACCCAAAGCCUUUCAAGCGCAUGGAGUGUGGGAAGGACUUUGCCUGCAAGAGUCGUCUGAUAAUGCCUCACAGGUCUCACACGGGCAAGCAGCCGUUCCAGUGCACCGAAUGCGGCAAGAGUUUUAUCCACAAGAGCUACCUCAACUUGCACUGGAAGAUACAUGUUGAAGAGCGUGUGUGUGUGUGAGAGAGAGAGCCAGGCUUGAACGUUGGCCUGCCAGAGGAGAGGAUGUGGGAUGUACUGAUGGGGCUGGUGACGGAGGAUGGAGGGGAAGGGUGGGGGCUAGCUGUUGCAGGCCUUGAGAUGGCUGCAUGGGAAGAGGGGCGAAGCAAGGGAAGACAAGCGUGCCCCCUAGGAAGGAGGCCUGCAGGCUCAUAUCAGCACCAGCAGGUAGGGGGGAGGUUCUCUACAGGCACUGAAGUGUUACUAGUCUGGCCAUGCUGGUUGGGAGCUCCGGGUUCUUCAUGUAUGUUUUAUUCUUUUUGUUCAGAUAUCCAGGAGGAAAGGAACUGUGGUUCCCCCUCCUUCAAAUAUAAACGUUUGGAGAGGUUCGUUUCAAACAUGUCUGUGCAAUGAGGGGGGGGGAUUACAUGGGUCAGAAUCACAGUAAACGCAUGCAAAGUGAGAGACUUCGCUGUGUCCACAUGUCUUGGCUGAGCGACCAUUUGA